AUGCUCUCGCUGCUCUUCUCCGCCUCCUUCUUCUAUGUCUGCGGCUUUAUUCUGGUGGUGGGUGUACUGUGUGUGGCCUGGUGGAGUGUACACCGAGUAGCCCCAAUGGAUCUGCGCGGCUGCUGUGCGUUAGUGACCGGCGGGAGUUCAGGCAUUGGAUUGGAGAUUGCACGGGAGUUAACACGAUGUGGGGCCAACACAGUCAUCAUCACAGCGAGGCGAGAAGAAAUAUUACGACAGGCCGCCGCAACACUUAUGAAAGGCGAACACCAAACACGUGUCUUGCCAGUCGUCAUGGAUGUAUCGGAUGCCGACUCUGUAGAGAUGGCCGUGCAGACAAUCAAUAAGAUUCUUCACAACAAUGAAUCCACAGAUAAUAAUAAUAAUAAUAAUAAUAAUAAUAAUAAUAAUAAUAAUAAUAAUAAUAACAAUACAACGGACGGAAAAGUGGCAGUGGGUAUUGAUCUUGUAAUAUGUAAUGCCGGUUUUGCCGUACCGGCUCGCUUUCUCGACACCACUCCAGAUGAGGCACGUCGUUUGAUGGAUGUUAAUCUCUUCGGUGCUAUUCACGUGGUGCGGGCCCUACUGCCAUCGAUGUUAUUACGCCGGCGUGGUCGAAUUGUGUUUGUGAGUAGUAUGGCCGCUCGCUGCCCAAUCGCAGGAUAUACAGUGUACGCCGCCGCAAAGGCAGCCGUGCGGGCCUUUGCACAUGCACUCGAUAUGGAAUUAAGUCCACUCGGUGUGCGUUGUCAAGUCAUCAGUCCACCCGAUGUGGAUACACCAGGAUUACACACAGAGAAUCUCCGCAAAUGUGCAGAGUGUACGGCAGUGUCUGAGUCUAGUGGAAAUGCACCCGUUAGCGCCAACACCGUCGCCCGUCGUGUGGUGGCGAACAUCCAACACUAUACUUUCGAUACAUGCAUUGGCACAGAUGCGGUGCUUAUGAGUUGGGGAUCAGCCGGUAUGGAACCAGCCACAAGUGUAAUGGCGUUGCUCGCCCAAUUUGUGCUUGGCGGUUGGCUGCGACUCGUCAUGGCCGCACAUUCAAAACUACACUACGGUAUUGUGCAGCGUGUACGCAGAACGGAGAUGCAGGAGAGCACAAAGAAGACAUCGUAA
Molecule: messenger RNA, 1119 nt
Organism: Trypanosoma theileri
Lineage: Eukaryota; Euglenozoa; Kinetoplastea; Trypanosomatida; Trypanosomatidae
Product: 3-keto-dihydrosphingosine reductase
Exons: 1
Coding region: 1-1119 (372 amino acids)
Biological process (GO): sphingolipid biosynthetic process
Cellular component (GO): endoplasmic reticulum membrane
Molecular function (GO): 3-dehydrosphinganine reductase activity
Source: RefSeq, a predicted model, not a curated record